Dothidotthia symphoricarpi CBS 119687 is the source of this 1027-nucleotide messenger RNA. RefSeq lists its product as uncharacterized. Lineage: Eukaryota; Fungi; Ascomycota; Dothideomycetes; Pleosporales; Dothidotthiaceae. Gene Ontology annotation, biological process: vesicle-mediated transport. The record is from RefSeq and is a predicted model, not a curated record. The coding region runs from base 234 to 674 and encodes 146 amino acids. The transcript is spliced from 2 exons. Gene Ontology annotation, cellular component: intracellular membrane-bounded organelle.
GUAAGUGGCUGGCAUUUCCUUGGCCAGAACUUGCGUUUGUAGACGGGAUCUUCAGCACGGAUCCUGCCUGCCAUGUUCACGUCAUACAUGGCGCAUCACCUGCAAGCUACUUACUUACCCUUCCUUCCCCGUUCCUUUUUUCCCACCGCUCCUAGUUCAAUUCUCUCGUCGCAUUGCAACAACACCUCGCCGACACGCAGUUAUCCCGCUACCAUCACACCCUCUAAUACACCAUGGCUCGCAGGUGUGGUUACAACAGAUAUAAUCAAUAUGUCUGCUACAAAACUUCCGCAUGGAAUACAUGGGCCCGCUGGGUCGUCCUAGGUGUUAUUGUGCUCGCCUUUCUCAUGCUCUUUUUCAUUUGCAGCUGCUUGACCGCGCGCAAGCGUCGCAAGGCCGGUCACCAGCCAUACUACGGCACCGGUUGGGCCGCCCGUCCUCCUGCGUACGGCGAGACACAGGGCACGCAACCCUACUACAAUAACAACAACAACACGCAAGGCAACGCUGCUCCUCCGUACUCGGCCACCACCUCAAACCAAGGCUACUACGGCAACCAGCCGCAGAGCAAUGUCGAGCUUCAGCAACCGCAACAGACAUACGGCGGCGCAGGACAGAACAUGUAUGCACCUCCUCCGGGUCCGCCACCAGGCAAGACCUACAACGGAGUUUGAGAAGUCGAUGAUACGAGUUCAUCACAUCGGGACGCAUUGAGGUAGCGAACCUGACAUAUGAAUGAGUGAUACGAUUGCAAUUGGCGUUGGACAUGUGGCGCUUUGGUGAUUAUUGUUGAGAUUGUAAGCGUGGAAUCAAGCCCUAUGAUGGUGCUACGGACGAAAUGCUUUGAGCUCCCAGUGAUUAUGGGUCGCGUAUGGAUACCUCUUCUGUUUAAUGUCUGUACUUAAUAAGUCUUCUCUUCCGAGUAGUCUAUGAUAGCUGUAUCAUGAAAAUACGAUACCUCUAUGAGCACUAUUACUCCCACCGCACCUAUCUCGUGUUGGAUUCAAAUGUUUAUGUGGCGACUGGU